Labeo rohita (rohu) is the source of this 3447-nucleotide messenger RNA. RefSeq names its product diacylglycerol O-acyltransferase 1a (gene dgat1a). The coding region runs from base 150 to 1646 and encodes 498 amino acids. Gene Ontology annotation, biological process: triglyceride biosynthetic process. Gene Ontology annotation, cellular component: endoplasmic reticulum membrane. Gene Ontology annotation, molecular function: diacylglycerol O-acyltransferase activity. Lineage: Eukaryota; Metazoa; Chordata; Actinopteri; Cypriniformes; Cyprinidae. The record is from RefSeq and is a predicted model, not a curated record. The transcript has 17 exons.
UCACGGCGCUCAUUGCGCAACGCUUGCGCAGCGCGGAUGGCUUGAUGCGCUGCGUCCUGUUCGAUUCAGCGCGCUGAUAUCAAACAUUGACGAAACGGGAAGAACAUGACAGAAACGAUGCGUCUCUUUGCUUCAUAAUAUUAGCGAACAUGGGCGACAGAAGCGAGAGGGGCCCGGUGAAGCACAAACGGAGAACCACGAUCUCCGGAGACGCGGCGGGAGCUCAGGCGAAGCGCGGCGGCGCAGCAGAGACGCUCAGCGGGCAGGUGAAGGAGAAAGAGCACAGACACGAAACACCAGCGAAUAAACACAAGAAUCACAGCGAUGCUGGAGGUGACGCGUUCAGCUGCCAUAAGCUGCAGGAGUCGCUGCUCAGCUCCAACAGCGGCUACAGCAACUACAGAGGAAUCCUCAACUGGUGUGUGGUCAUGCUGGUCUUGUCCAAUGCACGGCUGGUCCUGGAGAACCUUAUAAAAUAUGGGAUUCUGGUGGACCCUAUCCAGAUCAUCUCUCUCUUCCUGAAGGACCCGUACAGCUGGCCGGCUCUGUGCCUGAUCAUUGUUUCCAACGUCUUUAUAAUGGCAGCUUUGUACAUAGAGAGAAAGCUAUCCGUGGGCACUAUCUCAGAGGGUACAGGAACAUUCCUUCACUGCAUCAAUCUUGCAGCUCUUUCAUUUUUCCCGGCUGGUACAGUCCUCAGCUUGAACUCUAUGACCCCAGUGGGUGGUGUUGUGGCGUUGAGUGUCUCCACCAUUCUCUUCCUAAAGCUGUAUUCAUACAGAGACGUCAACAAAUGGUGCAGAGAGAUCAGACACGCCAAAGCCCGAACACUGUCUCGCUCGCACUCCUGCCCAUCCGUGCACAAAGCCAACGGCACAGCCGGAUACACACAUGUGACCUAUCCGGGAAACCUCACACACAGAGACAUGUAUUAUUUUAUUUUUGCCCCAACUCUGUGUUACGAGCUGAACUUCCCACGCUCUCCACGGAUACGGAAGCGUUUCUUACUACGCCGACUGCUUGAGAUGCUGUUUUUAAUGCAGUUAAUGAUUGGAUUAAUACAGCAGUGGAUGGUUCCAACAAUUCAGAACUCAAUGAAACCCUUUCAGGAAAUGGAUUUCACUAGAAUAGUUGAGCGGCUGCUGAAACUUGCUGUGCCCAAUCAUUUUAUCUGGCUCAUCUUUUUCUAUUGGUAUUUCCACUCCUCUAUGAACUUCAUAGCUGAGCUCAUGCAGUUCGGAGACCGCGAGUUUUACCGCGACUGGUGGAACUCUGAAACAAUUCCGUAUUUUUGGUCAAACUGGAACAUUCCUGUUCACAAGUGGUGCCUACGACACUUUUAUAAGCCCAUGUUGGUGAAAGGAGUAAAUAAGUUUGCAGCUCAGCUCGCCGUGUUCUUCCUGUCAGCGUUUUUCCAUGAGUAUUUAGUAAGUGUUCCUCUAAAGAUGUUUCGAUUCUGGGCGUUUUUGGGGAUGAUGGCACAGAUCCCGCUCGCCUAUUUUGUGGGUCGGUUCUUGAGAGGAAACUACGGCAACGCCGCCGUCUGGAUGUCGCUGAUCAUCGGCCAGCCGGUCGCCGUGCUCAUGUAUGUCCACGACUAUUACGUGCUGCAUUACGGGAGCGCGUCGGAGGGCGUUGAGGCAUGACGCAACCAUUCUGCAAUAACCGAGAUGUUGAAUGUAAACAAUGCAUAUAUUUUUAGAAGGGAAAUUUCGAUUUUUAAGACUUCAGCCUAAAUCAAAUAUGAUCAUUGGUCCGAAGGACUUGAGCAGGUGUGUUUUAUCACGUGCGAUCUAAUGUAAACACUGCCGAGCCAAAGCAGCACGUCAUUGCAAUGCCUUCUCACUGAUGUUUCAUACUUGACAUUUUCAUGAUCAAAGAGGCGUUUGUAUUUUUCCAAAUGCAUUUCAGAACGGAACUCAUCUGUGUCUGCAGUACAGUUUUAAUGUUUUUUACUCCUUGUGCUCUUGCUUUAGUUGUGUGAUUGAAUGAAUCUUUAGUUUUUGCACUUUAUUCAAAAAUGCAUGAUGCUUGUCAACUUUUAAAGGUUAAUUUAAAGAUGUGACUGCUUUUAUGUUGAUUUCAAUGCUUGUUGUCAAUUUUAGUUUCCAAGAAGAGACUUACAAAUACAUUGUAUCAGCAUUGUACAUGAAUAUGUGAAAUUGUUGAAGCCAAAAUUAUAUUUUGUGCCAUUUAAAUUGCCUGCAGUGUUAUUUAAAAGGGAUUUAAUGGGAUUCAAGCACCAAUCGGGCAAAAAAAGAUGUAAGAUAUCCUAGUGCACUCAGUUUUCUCACCUUUGAAAACCGUUUUAUGGUGUUUUUGACAACUAAAUGGAGAACCAUUUCCUCGGCCAUAUCCCUCUCAGUUCCUGUCAAACAUAUAUGGCGCUAAUUUAACCUUAACUAUAACCAAAUGGAGGAACGAUAUCGUUGCAAUCAUUUUCUAAACGUUUGCUGCUUGAUUUUGCAAAUUUGUGUCUCUUCCCAUAUUAUUUUUAAUGUAUUAUCUUAAUUAUGGACACAGUGGUUUGUAGUGCAAGCAGUUUUACCAUUUACAGCACGUUAUUCUUCUCGUUAGCGGUUAAUGAGCCGGAAGUCUCGUUGUUGAAGAGUAAGGUGGAUAGUUUUCAUCCAUAUUGUGAACGGUCCUUAACUCAUAAGUGCACAACGAAAUACACAUCACAACUAUAACAAGGGCGAACGACAUGGCUGAAAUCACAGACUUCAGACCUUUUUUCUCGUUAAGAUCAUCGUCAGCCAAUCAGAAUUCAUCCUGAGUUUAAACAGCGCGAACAUUUAAAACGGUAGAUGACGUUAUUGUCCGUUUGUGUGGAUACUAAUAUAUCGUUAUUGAUGUAAACGGACCUUUAUUAUAAACUUUAUCACUUUUUCAGAAUAAAUUUAAAUCAAUAGACUACUUAAAGAUUUUUAUAUACCACGUAAAGGACACCAAAUAAAAAGCGAGACUGUAAUUUUACCAAAUGUUUUACUUAAAACUUAGUAUCGGACCUUUGGGUGCAUCCUGUUGAUCAAAUAUUGUAAAUAAUUUUUAUAUAUUCUCAUAUAUUGUGAACUUCUUAUAUAAAAAAAUUUUUUUUUGCCGUCCUCCGACUGUCUGAUUGAAACAUUUCUGCUGCUGAGGUGCUUGGUCCCAUUAUUGAUGUUUUUGUUUUUAUUGAUGAUUUUAAUUAUUUAACUCAUAAUUUACCAUAGUUACGAUAAUACUGAGAUGUAAAUCGACGUUAUCCCAUUGUAGCUGCUGCAGUCGGGUGUGACAGCAGAUUUGUUUGAAGAGUUUUUGAAUUAAGUUUAAAGUACCUUUCUACAAAACAUUUGAGAGACUGAUUUAAUAACCAGCAGAUUUUUCCUUCGAAAGCCAAAGUUUGUAACUAGACUCAUUGUACGGUUUUGGCAGCUCACGUUCCAGUUUAAUAAAUCUUUAAAAACA